Molecule: messenger RNA, 1166 nt
Organism: Hemiscyllium ocellatum (epaulette shark)
Lineage: Eukaryota; Metazoa; Chordata; Chondrichthyes; Orectolobiformes; Hemiscylliidae
Product: E3 ubiquitin-protein ligase MARCHF11-like
Exons: 4
Coding region: 1-1065 (354 amino acids)
Biological process (GO): protein ubiquitination
Molecular function (GO): ubiquitin-protein transferase activity; zinc ion binding
Source: RefSeq, a predicted model, not a curated record
AUGAGCGAACACCAGCCUCUCCCACAGCGGGACCAGCGGCAGAGGCAGAGCGGCAUGGCCAGCAACGGCAGCACAGUGCCGGGCGGGGGCGCUCUCGGCCACCAAUCGCCGCCCACCCCCACCACCGCCGCCGCUGCCGCCAGGCAGCGGGGGCAAGGGCUCGGCGCCGGCGAGAGGCAGAAGCUGAUCCCGGCCAGAGCCGAGGAGGCGAGAGGCUGCGCCCCGCCGGCGGCGCAGGACGGGCGCCCCGCCGAACACGAAAGCUACCAAACCGGCGGGCUCUCUUGCUCCAACGACGCCGAGUCUGUGUGCAGCAGCAGCAGCAGCUGCAGUUUUCGCAACGGGGGCAUCACUCCCACCUGCAGAAUCUGCUUCCAAGGCUCAGAGCAGGGUGAAUUGCUGAGUCCUUGUCGAUGUGAUGGUUCCGUCCGCUACUCUCACCAACCAUGCCUUUUGAAGUGGAUUAGUGAAAGAGGGUCGUGGAGCUGUGAGAUUUGCUGUUACAGAUACCAUGUUGUGGCAAUACGAAUGAAAAGACCAUGUCAGUGGGAACCUAUCACAGUGACCUUGGUUGAGAAGGUUCAAAUAAUAGCAGUGAUCCUUGGUUGCCUUUUUCUGAUAGCAAGUGUGACCUGGCUCUUGUGGUCAGCCUUCAGUCCUGCUGCAAUUUGGCAGCGAAGAGACGUCUUAUUUCAGAUCUGCUAUGGAAUGUAUGGCUUUAUGGACCUUGUUUGCAUAGGUCUAAUUGUUCACGAAGGAGCAGCAAUAUAUCGAGUAUUUAAACGCUGGAGAGCUGUAAAUCUACACUGGACUGUUUUAAAUUAUGACAAAUCAAAGGAUUUAGAAAUUAACAGCAGCAAUGCUGAAAGUUCUACCAAUCAGAACUUUUGGGCGUCUCUGAAUCAAUUCAGAACACAAAGGCCGGUUGGUUCUACUCAGCUAAUGCUUGAAGGAUUUCACUGCAGCUACACAUUGUUACAUUUACUGACACGAUUCAGGCCAAAUGAUGAGGACUAUGAUGACAACAGUUCUGCAGAGGUGGUGAUGAGGGUAACAACAGUAUGAGAAUUGACGCCUCAUAGCCCUACAAUUAGGGAAUGUUUGUUCCUUGUUCCAUUUGUGCUAUAAGAUCAAAGAAGUAUAGAGGGUAAAUAAAUGUAAUAUAU